AUGCACGCCGGCGAUUUUGCUCAAAUGUCUCACAACGGAUUCGCAAUGCAACCCCUUGGUGGCAUGCCUGCUGGUGGCCUGGCUUCGCGUCGUGGUGGUCAGAACAUCAAGCCGCUAUCAUUCGACUCCCUCAAGGCUGCAAAUGAGAGCAACGACACUGGUGUUCCCACACCACGGACGAGCCGAUCGCAUCUGCUCGCAGGCCUCCGGACCGCUCCAAAGUCGGCCACCACGUCCACCUUUCCGUCUUCUGCCACAGCUGCUUCGACUGCCCAGCACCUACCCAACAGGAACGGCGCCAACUCGGGUAUGUACAAUGCUCAGGAGAACGUUUAUGCUGGACCCAAGACAUCGCUUCCCCGUCUUGCGACGCAACAACAACAGCAGCAGCAGCAGCAGACGUACAACCCCAUGAUGAUGGGUCUUGGACAACACUAUACUGCUGACCAGAUUCUUGCUCCGCCUCAGCUGCAAUUUGACGAGCAGGAUCAGGAGCAGAUGGACCCUUCAUUCUACGCCCAGUUGGUAGCUGCGAACAUGCACUUGGCUCAGCAGCAACAGCGCCUUCAGCAGCAGCUCUUGAACAUCCAGGCUGCAGCUCAGCAAUUCCAGGCCCUGAACCUCAGCGGCCAGGCUUCAUUCCAGCAGCAGGUGGCUCUGCAGACUCUGUACCAGCAGCAGCAGCAGCUCCAGAGCCUGCAGCAGUCACUUGCAUCCAUGCAGCAGCCUCAACAGAAUGUGUACACUUAUUACGACCCUGCCACCGGCAAGCAGGCUUAUUACGUUGACCAGAGCCAGGCACAGUACAGCAAUGCUUACCUGGACCAGCCCGCUACGCCGCAAAACAUGACCUUCCAGCAGGCAACAGGCAACACUCCUCGCGUUGAGGUAUCCCCGCCCCCUAUGGAGAACGAGAGGCCAUUCUUCCGUAGCAACUCGCCGCCCAAGAAGCUAGAGAUGACAGCCGAGCCUACCCCUCUUCCGCCGCCGUCUGCCAAUGCUUUCCGUCGAGGACACAAGAAGGCUUCGUCAAUUGCAAACCAGAAGGGCUUGUCACUGUCGACUGAGGACGCGAACAAGGCGGCAGGGCCCAAGACGGCUGCAUUCCCAAUCUCCCCACUCAUCAGUGGCUACGGACCUGGCCAGGCCCGUGCUGGUGAGCACCCCGUCCGCCAGCCUCGUGGUCCUCCUUCGAUCGAUGAGCUGCGUGCCAAGCCGACUGCCAAGCAUGAAGGAAGCAAGAACUUUGCUGUUCGCACUCGCCGCUCCGCUGUCCACAAUCUUGUUCGCGCUGGUCUGGAGAGACGCAAGGGCACCAGCAGUAGCUCCGGCAGCAUGAGCCCCGUCUCGGAGACCGCCGAAGAGGCUGGAACUCCUCUCACGGAUAACGAGUCUGACUCUGGACGUAGUGGCUCUGGAAGUCUUUCCGGUGAUGCUGAGCCGAGUUUGGCUAGUUCCCGUACCUCGACCAGCGGUAGCUGGGGCGCCAUUGGGUCUGACCGCCCAAGCUCUCGUUCCAAGUCACGCAAGAGUGUUGAGAGUCUGAACAGCGCUUCCGACAGCGAGGCCGGUAGCUUCGCCAGCGUGUUCAAGCACGGAACGCAGCGCAAGCCCGAGGCUGCUGACGGUCAACGCAAAGCCCCAAUGCUGGUGCUCACCAGCGCUGAAAAGCGCAAGGGUAGCAUAGCCGCUUAG
This is a messenger RNA of Pestalotiopsis fici W106-1, 1695 nucleotides long. RefSeq lists its product as uncharacterized. The coding region runs from base 1 to 1695 and encodes 564 amino acids. The transcript has a single exon. The record is from RefSeq and is a predicted model, not a curated record. Lineage: Eukaryota; Fungi; Ascomycota; Sordariomycetes; Amphisphaeriales; Sporocadaceae.